GCAGCAGCGGGGGAUGGUGUGCGGGAAGGGGGGGCUGCACCGCCGCCAGCCCCCCCCUUGCCCCGCACCAUGGAGCUGGAGAACAUCGUGGCCAACACCGUCCUGCUGAAGGCCCGCGAAGGAGGUGGCGGCAAGAGGAAAGGCAGGAGCAAGAAGUGGAGGGAGAUCCUGCGGUUCCCCCACAUCAGCCAAUGCCAGGAGCUGCGGAAGGGCUUGGAGCAGGAUUACGGCAGCCUGUGCCAGAGGCAGCCCCUCGGCCGCCUGCUCUUCCGGCAGUUCUGCCAAACGCGCCCGGAGCUCCUGCGCUGCAUCCGCUUCCUGGACGCCGUGGUGAGGGAUCCCCGGGCUGAGACGGGGGGGGACUACGAGCUCUCCCCGGAUGAGAAGAGGAAGGAGAUGGGGGAGGAGAUCAUCCGGCAGUUCCUCCAGCAGGAGUCCCCAGAUUUCCUGCCUGAGCUUGGCCAGCCCCACGCCAGCCGCUUCCUGCAGGACCUGCAGCAGGGCCCCUGCAAGGAUCUCUUCAGCAGCUGCUUGCAGCCCCUCCAUGAGUACCUGAGUGGGGAGCCCUUUGCUGACUACCGGGACAGCAUGUAUUUCGAUCGGUUCCUGCAGUGGAAGUACUUGGAGAGGCAGUCUGUCACCAAGGACACGUUUCGGCAGUACCGGAUCCUGGGCAAGGGUGGUUUUGGAGAGGUGUGUGCCUGCCAGGUGAGAGCCACGGGGAAGAUGUACGCCUGUAAGAAGCUGGAGAAGAAGCGGAUCAAGAAGCGGAAAGGGGAGGCCAUGGCCCUGAAUGAGAAGCAGAUCCUGGAGAAGGUCAACAGCCGCUUCGUGGUGAGCCUGGCCUAUGCCUACGAGACGAAGGAUGCGCUCUGCCUGGUGCUGACCAUGAUGAACGGGGGGGACCUCAAGUUCCACAUCUACAACAUGGGCAACCCCGGCUUCGAGGACGAGCGCGUGGUCUUCUACGCGGCCGAGAUCUGCUGUGGGCUCCAGCACCUCCACCAGGAGGGCAUCGUCUACAGGGACCUGAAGCCGGAGAACAUCCUGCUGGAUGAUGAUGGCCACAUCAGGAUCUCUGACCUGGGCUUGGCCAUCAAGAUCCCCGAGGGUGAGACCAUCCGUGGCCGUGUGGGCACCGUCGGCUACAUGGCCCCGGAGGUGAUCAACAACGAGCGGUACAGCUUCAGCCCUGACUGGUGGGGUCUGGGCUGCCUGGUGUACGAGAUGAUCGAGGGGCAGUCGCCCUUCCGUGCCCGCAAGGAACGGGUGAAGAGGGAGGAGGUGGAGAAGAGGGUGCAGGAGGAGCAGGAGCCCUACUCGGACAAGUUCAGUGAGGAUGCUCGGGCCAUCUGCCAGAUGCUCCUGGCCAAGGACCCCAAGCAGCGUUUGGGCUGUGGGGCCGAGGGGGCAGCUGAGGUGAAGAGCCACCCUUUCUUCAGAACCAUCAACUUCAAACGCCUGGAGGCUGGCAUCAUGACCCCCUCCUUCGUGCCAGACCUCUGCCUCCCACAGCCCCGGGCAGUUUAUUGCAAGGAUGUUCUGGACAUUGAGCAGUUCUCCACGGUGAAAGGGGUCAACCUGGACCAGACAGACAACGAUUUCUACGCCAAGUUCGCCACCGGCAGCGUCUCCAUCCCUUGGCAGAACGAGAUGAUUGAGACCGAGUGCUUCAAGGACCUCAACGUGUUUGGACCCAGCGGAACCCGCUCCCCAGACCUGGACUGGCAGCAGCUGCCCGAGCCCCCAAAGCGCAGCCUUCUGCAGAGGCUCUUCCGACGCCAGCCAACUGACUGCACCCCUGGCACCACCAUCCACCCCCUGCACCCGACCACCGUCAACUCCCACCCACCCACAGCCAACUCUGCCCCGGAUCCCUCCUGACCCCUUCUACCCUCCCAGGAGGGGGGGUCGGGCAGCCCCCAGCCCCCCCUGUGCCCUCUCAGGGUUAUCCCAGACUGGGGCCAGGGUCUCUGGGGAUGCUGGUGCAGAUGGAUGUGGAUGAUGAGCCUGGCAGCUCCCUGGUCCCCUUUCCCCCAGCCCCACCGAGUGUUCAGCCUGUUCUUGGGGGGGGGGAGAGGGGGUCCUGCUGUGGGACCAACCCCCUUACACCCCCCUGGCUGCUGCCAGGGGAAGGGGCCAGGGCAGGGACCUGUUUUUGCUGUGUUUGCACCCAUUAUCUUAUCACUGCUCGGUGUCUGACCUCUGCAGGCACGGGGGGGGCUGUGGCUUUAUCUCUGCUCUCCAAAUAGAAACAAAAGCAGCCUUGGAGUGGGGGUGUCCCGACCCCCCUGAUCCCACUGCGGGGUCCUCACGGGGGGAGGGAUGAGGCCACCCCAACAGAGCCCCCCACCGAGGGGGUACACAGCCUCUCCCCUCUUGCUCCAGCCAGCACGAGGUGAUUUGGGCUCAGAAAAGGGAAUUUUUUCCAA
Messenger RNA from Calypte anna (Anna's hummingbird), 2432 nucleotides. RefSeq names its product G protein-coupled receptor kinase 5-like. Gene Ontology annotation, molecular function: ATP binding; G protein-coupled receptor kinase activity. NCBI's taxonomy places the organism in Eukaryota, Metazoa, Chordata, Aves, Apodiformes, Trochilidae. Gene Ontology annotation, cellular component: cytoplasm. The transcript is spliced from 16 exons. Gene Ontology annotation, biological process: signal transduction; regulation of signal transduction; protein phosphorylation. The record is from RefSeq and is a predicted model, not a curated record. Bases 70 to 1884 code for a protein of 604 amino acids.